CAAUUGUCGGCCCCUCUUUAUCGGCGGACCCGACCCCGUUCCCCGGCACAGCACCUGCCGCGUGGGUCCCGGUUGACAGCUUCGGUGGGUUUCCUUGCUGAAAAGGGACGAUGUAAUGGUGGCUUAGCAGCGACAAGCGCCGCUUACGGCAGCUGGCGAUGAUGAUCGUGAUACGCUUCUUCAUGUCCACAGCCACGGUUGGUGAUGCAAUCGAGCAGGCGACCCGUUCUUUGGAACUUUGGGUUCCCAGUUUUUGCUUACCUCUUCUCGUUGCCUACGGCGAGACAGAACUACAAAAGCAUUUGACUCUGCUCGUCUCUAGACACGCCAAAUUCCCAUCUUUACGCCACACUUCAUGACAUCCAGAUCAACAAUGUCUUACCCUCCAGAAAAGCAAAAAGAGCCGGCGUACUCCUCUGCCGCGGACACUAGUCUGGGAGCACCUCCUCCAUCUUACGAAGAAGCCGUGCCGAAUGCGGCGCAAGACGCCUUACCAGAAUAUGGCAACCUAUCAGACAACCUCCACGUAGAAGCCGGACCCUCAUCAUCGACUACCCUCACAGCCGCAACACACAAGUUUCCGCCUAUGCUAAACUGCUACUUUCAAUGGGCCUUCACGCGAACCUUCAUUCUCGGCCCCUCCAACGAGGAGAAACUCUUCGCCGCCUCGCCGCACGCGGGCUGGCGCACCAAGAAGCGAGAAAUCAUCCUCCACGACGGACCCUCAAACGAGCACCCCGUCCUCGCGACGAUCGGCAAGUCGUGGGCCGCGAAAGCUCAGACGCCUGCGACGAUCGCAAUCCCGCCCCGGGAAGAACGCGGCGAGACAACCGGGGUUGAGACGGAGAUUAGCGGAGUGCCGUGGAGCCUGGACCAGAGUUCAGCACGUGUGUUUUCAAUGACAGUCGGGGGAAAAGAGACGGGGACGGAAGCGAGGACGGAGAGGUUUCAGUGGAGGGGCAGUCGGGGCGGGGAGGUCUCUGAGCUUGCUCACGGAGGCACGUAUGGGUGGAAGUUGGUCAGGUUGAAUGAAGUUGCCGAGGGCGCUGGGGGGAGUAGGCGAGAGAGGGAAGCUGGAUUCACGAGCGAUGGACAUGAGAUUGUUGCUCUUCUGGCAACGAACUACAAGAGCUUAACAAAGGGGCUGAAGUUCUCGUUUGCUGGGUCGGGGCUGACGGGGGAGUUAGGGGAGAAGUGGGAGAUCGUUACGGUCGCGACUGCGUUGUGGACCUGGUAUACUCACAUUGAGGGCACUGAAGGUUCAUGAUCUUGAUGACGGACUCAGAUAAGGAUAGAUCUGUCUUUGCGUUUACAUAUACCCCCGAUCAAUGCAUGACCUACUUAGAACACAA
Colletotrichum godetiae is the source of this 1352-nucleotide messenger RNA. RefSeq lists its product as uncharacterized. The record is from RefSeq and is a predicted model, not a curated record. The coding region runs from base 356 to 1267 and encodes 303 amino acids. Lineage: Eukaryota; Fungi; Ascomycota; Sordariomycetes; Glomerellales; Glomerellaceae. The transcript has a single exon.